Messenger RNA from Drosophila sechellia, 927 nucleotides. RefSeq names its product Heterochromatin Protein 1D3 chromoshadow domain (gene HP1D3csd). Lineage: Eukaryota; Metazoa; Arthropoda; Insecta; Diptera; Drosophilidae. The record is from RefSeq and is a predicted model, not a curated record.
ACUUUAUUGCUAAACGAUGUCGGAGAAAGAACACAGCCUCAACAACACCGCAGGUGGUUACCCCGCGGAAGAGGACAAGCAGGAGGAGAAAGAGCAGGAGAAGGAAAAGCAGGAAGAGCCGGCAAAGAAAAAAUCUGAGGAGGCCGGUUCUUCACCGCCACCAAAGCGCAUGCGAGUCGACGAUCCGGCCUGCGGAGAGCUGGUUCGGCUGCUCGUCGAGUUGGAUGUACAACAGGCAGAGCUGGAAUUCAGCGCUAGUGGCUGCGACUCAGGGAAUCUUGGUGGCGCUGGCGGCAGCAAUUCCAAUAAGACCCAACUGGAGUCCCAAGAGAAAGAGCAGGAUCAGGAAAAGCAGGAGGAGGAUGAAAAAGAGCAGGAGCAGGAAGAGCAGAAGGAUGAAGAGCAGCAGGAGGACGAGAUGGAGGAGGAAGAGCAGGAGGAGGAAGAGGAGGAGGAUGAAGAGCAGGAAGAAGAAGAGGAGGAGGAUGAAGAGCAGGAAGAAGAAGAGCACGACGAGGAUGACCAGGAGGAGGGAGAGCCGACAAAGAAAAAACCCGAGGAGGCCGGUUCGACGCCGUCACCAAAGCACAUGGGUGCCGCCUAGGAAUGCUCGGUUGGUCCGCUGUACAGCUACAUGUUUGGUGACACGGUUUACUUCAUCGUCACCUGGAAGGGAUCCCUUGGGGAAGCCGUGCCUGUUGAGCUGAUCAAACAUGUGCACGACAAGCUACUCAUUGACUUCAUUACGAGCUUGAAGCUACAGGACUAAAAAACUCCGAAGCCCAAAAAUUUAUAAAAUAACUAGAGCGAUCUCCCAGCCAUCAUUAAAAUACUUUGAAUCAGAUCACAAUAUAUAACCCAGAUUACUUCUUUUUUUUUGUAUUUGUCUUGUAACACAAAGCUUGCUUCAAAAUAAAACUGAAUUCG